This is a messenger RNA of Humulus lupulus (European hop), 1209 nucleotides long. Its product is annotated as patatin-like protein 3. Lineage: Eukaryota; Viridiplantae; Streptophyta; Magnoliopsida; Rosales; Cannabaceae. Gene Ontology annotation, biological process: lipid metabolic process. Bases 1 to 1209 code for a protein of 402 amino acids. The transcript has 7 exons. The record is from RefSeq and is a predicted model, not a curated record. Gene Ontology annotation, molecular function: glycerophospholipase activity; monoacylglycerol lipase activity.
AUGGGAGCUGAUACAACUACAAUUCUUAGUAUUGAUGGAGGAGGAGUUAGGGGGAUCAUCCCUGGGGUCAUUCUUGAUCAUCUUGAAUCCAAACUCAAGGAAUACGAUGGGGAAAAUGCAAGGCUUGCAGACUACUUUGAUGUGGUCUCAGGGACAAGCACUGGUGGUCUUAUUACCACAAUGAUAUCAACACCCAACGAUAAGGGCCGCCCUUUAUUUGAUGCCAAUCAGAUUGUGCCUUUCUACAAACAGGAAUGCCCAAAAAUUUUCUCAAACUCUGGCUCAUUAUUUGUAGGCUCACCAACCUAUGAUGGUAAGUACCUUCACGAACUGCUAAGAAAAAUUCUCAAGGAAAAACGUCUGAGCAGUACUCUGACAAAAGUGGUCAUUCCUGCAUACGACAUCAAGAAACUCUUGCCAAUUGUUUUCUCCUCUUAUGAGGUGGAUAAUCAUGGAGAACUGAAUGCUCUUCUAUCAGAUAUUUGCAUUAGCACCUCUGCAGCACCAACUUACCUUCCUGCUUAUAAGUUCUCUAACAAAAAUGCAGAAUUCAACAUGAUUGAUGGAGGUGUUGCCGCAAAUAAUCCGACUAUGGCUGCUAUUACGGAAGUUGUGAAAAGUAGGGCGAGAAAAGCUGAGUUAGAAAAAGGAAAAGGAAAAGGGAAACGAAAAAGGGAAGAAGAGAGCAGUGAUUUGAUCAAUUCUUCUCGUCUUCUUGUACUGUCCUUAGGAACAGGUGCUGCAAAGAAAGUAGGGAAAUAUGAUGUUGAAACGGUUAAUAACUGGUGGGUUAUUGAUUGGAUAAACAAUCCCUCCUGGAAUUUGUUCUGGAAUCCAGACCGUCCAAUUCUUGAGAUCUUGUCCGAUGGAAACUCAGAUAUGAUUGAUCACUACACCACAAUGUUUUUCGAUUCAUUUCAUAAUCAUGAAAACUUCCUUCGUAUUCAGGAUUCUGCAUUACCAAAAGAACUUGCUGCGAUGGAUAACGCUAGCCCUGGAAACUUGGAGAAACUGGAGCAGUACGCCAAAGACUUGUUGAAAAGGCCAGUUACACGCCUCAAUCUAGCUACCUCUGAACGUAUUACUGUGAAUGAAAAUGAAACCUAUGAAGUAGCACUCGGAAAGUUUGCAGAGAAGCUUAUUGCCAUAAAGAAAAGUCGAGCCAAAUUAGUCGAUCCACAACAAGGCUAUGCAAUGGCGUUGUAUUAA